Gossypium arboreum is the source of this 1282-nucleotide messenger RNA. RefSeq names its product probable UDP-3-O-acylglucosamine N-acyltransferase 2, mitochondrial. Gene Ontology annotation, biological process: lipid A biosynthetic process. The record is from RefSeq and is a predicted model, not a curated record. Lineage: Eukaryota; Viridiplantae; Streptophyta; Magnoliopsida; Malvales; Malvaceae. The transcript has 10 exons. The coding region runs from base 135 to 1019 and encodes 294 amino acids.
AUGGAUUAAGGCCCAUCUCAUUCAUGCUUUUGCCCAAACCUUAAACCCAACGAAAAAGAAUCUUUACCAUUUUCAUCUCUUUCUCCAACUCUUCAGUGAACCGUCACAGUAACUGAAACGAUCCCAUUGUCGUUAUGGCAGUUACUCUGAAAAGAUUAUCCUCAAUUCCUCCUUUCAUUUUCAGGAACUUUCCUCUUUCUACUCCUUCACGUUUUGGCUCUCUCUAUAAUUUCUUUGUGUCCUCAACUAACCGAACCGCAUUGCCAAAUAGCGUGGUCAACUCCGAAACUGGAGCUGACGUUGAUGAUGGCCAGGAGUUUUUAAAAUGGAAAAAUGGUGGUGGCCAUUUUCAUCAGUCAGCUUGUAUUGAUCCAACUGUGGUUAUCGAGAUUGGUGCGAUAGUUUAUCCGAAAUCCGUUUUGGGUGCAAAUGUUCAUGUUGGUUCAGGGACUGCUAUUGGCCCUUGUGUUAAAAUCGGCCAGUUUACAAAGAUUGGGUAUAAUGCUGCACUUAGUAACUGCAGUGUAGGUGAUUCAUGUGUAAUCCAUAAUGGAGUUUGCAUCGGUCAAGAUGGAUUUGGAUUUUUUGUCGAUGAGGAUGGCAACAUGGUCAAGAAGCCUCAAAUGUUAAAUGUUAGGAUAGGGAACCACGUGGAUAUUGGAGCUAAUACAUGCAUUGAUCGGGGCAGUUGGAGAGACACAGUAAUAGGAGAUCAUACAAAGAUAGAUAACUUAGUUCAGAUUGGACAUAAUGUAGUUAUUGGGAAAAGUUGCAUGCUUUGUGGACAGGUCGGCAUAGCUGGUUCAGUGAUAAUAGGAGACUAUGUAGUCCUAGGGGGAAGAGUAGCAGUGCGUGAUCAUGUCUCUAUCAUAUCAAAGGUGCGACUAGCUGCUAAUAGCUGUGUCACUAAGGACAUCAGAGAGCCUGGGGACUAUGGUGGCUUCCCUGCUGUUCCUAUUCAUGUUUGGCGAAGACAAAUUGCUAUUCAAUGCCGGAGUUCAAAAAAAGGGAAAUCCUAAGGUUUAUUAAAAGCUUAGGUCAUAGAAUUACAUAUGAUACUUGUCUUUCUAGUAGUACUUACUACGUUUACUUUUUUGAAAUUAAUUUGGGGGGAGGGGAUAGCAUGCUAACUUUCAUUCUGUCAAUAUAUUAUACUUUUGGCUUAAAUGAUAAGUAGAUGAGUCCUAUGUUAUGGACUCUUUUGUUGGCAAGACUUAGUGAAGCAAUUAGUUGGAACUUACCUAAAUGGAAUAUUAGUUACAUAAGGAUUUUUCUUUACAAA